AUGGAGCCAACGCGGGUCGGACAGCGCAUGCUGGUGGAGGUCGGCGGCGCCGUCAUUCAAGUCGACGUGACGCUUCUGAGCCAGACACCUCAUGGCUUGCAGAUGGCUGCUUCGGCGGACGUUCCCAUGACGGGAAACCGGCUCUUCAACCGGCUCCCUCCCGAGAUCAGAGCCAAGAUCUGGUACUACGUGUUCCAUGUGGAUGAAGGCAUCGUUCCGAUUAUCCUGGACUCGGAGUUGCGGGACGACCUCUCGCCGAGCCGAAACGCGCGGAUCCCUUACCACGAUGACGAGUAUCUUCAGAACACGUUCAUCCUGAACCUGAACCAUACGGAUGCCAACGCCACUGCAAGACGCAACUUGAGCCUGGCGACCCAGCUCGUCAAGACCUGCCGCCUGUUCUGGAACGAUCUGAAAUUCUUCAAGACAAUGUACCGCCACAACACUUUCGUGUUUUCCAGCAGAUACAUGGCGCUUCAUUACAUCGCAGCCAUAACCCCUGACCGUCGCCAGGCCCUCAGGACCAUUCGCCUUUGCAACUUUUACUACUCGAGACGCAACCUGGAGCAGCAUCUCGAGCUUUUGGCUGUCCUUGGCCAGUGCCACAGGCUCCAAGUCGUCCAUAUCAGGCACUUUUGGGUGGAUGCAGACGACCACGCCGAGGCUGAAGAGCUCGUGGCCGAGGUUGCGGCUAGUCUCGUCUACACCGUGCGUGACCUGCGAGUCCUCACAAUGAGGGGACACGCGGAGUUCUUCUUCGACCCGAGCGACGACUUCGAAGAGGGCGUGACCUUCGACCUCUACUACAAAAUCAAGGAGGACGGAUACAACUUUUCGUGGACUGAGGAGGGUAGCGACGUUCAGGAACUGCCGUCACGCCGCGGGGAGCGUCAUUUGGAGGUGGCGUGGGAAACCUUUAAAAAGAGACGCGACCUGCAUCACGAGGUCGACGAGGAGUUCCUACAGUCUGCUAACCGAAAGACGGGUCUCAUUUAUCUUGGCGAGGAGCGCCACGACAGAUUGGUGCGGAUCGAAUUGCAUCCUCACAUUUACGGCCGCCAGUGA
Messenger RNA from Purpureocillium lilacinum, 1065 nucleotides. RefSeq lists its product as uncharacterized. The record is from RefSeq and is a predicted model, not a curated record. NCBI's taxonomy places the organism in Eukaryota, Fungi, Ascomycota, Sordariomycetes, Hypocreales, Ophiocordycipitaceae.